CAUCGUCGGUUGAACCACAACAACCACCAUCGACGAUCACUCGACCGCGGCUAUUUUCGACCCGCGAUCCCGCCUUUCCUUCCGAAACACUCACUCACCAUCGAAUCCUAGCCCUAUUGCCGGCUGGUUGAUGAAAUAAACCAUCUGCGCACCGCGAGUUGAUGCGCACGCCCGCAUCUCGUGGCGAUUUCUAAGCUCGCUCGUCGCCCCGACUCGACCGAGCAUCUGUUUUUUUCACCCUCUCGCCGCAGCCUGCAGCUUGAACCCGCCAUUUUCUCGCUGUUUCUCGCGCAUAGAAAAGGUGCCCACUUCUUCGCCAAGGAAACUCGAAUUCUCGAAUUCUCGACUCUCGAUUCCUUUUUCCGACCCUCGAUUCCUACCUAAUUCAACCUUCGGCAUUCUUUUGUUCGCCUUAGCUCAACAUGGCCGACUUCGGGGCCCAGGGCCAGUACGGCUACGACGAGAGUUAUGGCAAUGAGAACGACGAACAGUACGACCACGAAGCCGAACUCGAGGAUGCCGAAGAUGCGGACGAUAGCAUCACACCCGAAGACUGCUGGGAGGUCAUUCAAUCACAUUUCGACAGCAAAGGCCUGGUUUCACAACAGAUUGACUCGUUCGACGAGUUUACGUCUACCACCAUCCAGUCCCUCGUCGACGAGUACGCCGACUUGACACUCGACCACCCAAACCCAGGCGAUGAUGGCAACAGGGACAUCGCGAUGCGGAGAUACGACAUUCAUUUCGACAACGUCCUGAUUUCCAAGCCGAUGCUCACCGAAGCCACCGGCGAAACCACUAGCCUUCUCCCUUACGAAUGCCGCGACCGGAACCUCACCUACUCUGCGCCUAUGUAUUGCAGAGUAAUGAAGCGUGCCCGUGUCGCCAUCAACGAAGAAGUCGCUUUGAAGGACAUGGACGAAGAGCAGCAGGAGUACAUGGCUCGGACAGGCGAAGCACCCAAAAUCAUCCGCUGGGAGGAGGAAGAUACUGGGCCUAUAGAGGGGUCCGGAAAGGGAGGGGAGGAGAAGGGCGACCUGAUUUUCCUUGGGAAGCUCCCCGUCAUGGUGAAGUCCCAGGUUUGCCAUCUGGCUGGCGAGGACGAGGAGUCACUUUUCCUCCUCAACGAAUGCCCGUACGACCAGGGUGGCUACUUCAUCAUCAACGGUAGCGAAAAGGUUCUGAUCGCCCAAGAGCGUUCUGCCGCCAACAUCGUGCAGGUUUUCAAGAAGCCGCCAGGUGGCAGUGUCUCGUACCAGGCCGAGAUUCGCUCAGCGCUGGAGAAGGGUUCGCGACUGAUCUCGUCGCUGCAAAUGAAACUGCACUCCAAAGGCUCGCCGGAGAAGGGGAGGUUGGCGAACACAGUCAGCGUUACACUGCCGUAUGUGCGCGAGGACGUUUCGCUCGGCAUCGUUUUCCGUGCUCUCGGCAUCGUGUCCGAUGAGGACAUCCUCAACCACAUCUGUUACGAUCGGACAGACACUCAGAUGCUCGAGGCUCUGCGACCCUGCAUCGAAGAAGCUUUUUGCAUCCAGGACCGUGAAAUCGCCCUUGAUUUCAUCGGCAAGCGUGGUAAUGGCAACGCCGGUCAGAACCGCAUGAACCGCGUUCGGGCCGCAAAGGACUUGCUCCAGAAGGAAAUGCUCCCCCACAUUUCGCAGACGGAGGGCUGUGAGACUCGCAAAGCCUUCUUCCUGGGAUACAUGGUGCACAGGUUGCUCCAGUGCUACCUCGGCCGCCGGGAUCCCGACGACCGUGACCACUUCGGCAAGAAGAGAUUGGAUCUCGCCGGUCCUCUGCUGGCGAAGUUGUUCCGCGGCGUCAUCCGCCGCAUGACGCAGGACCUGAUGUCGUACAUGAAGCGCUGCAUCGACACCAACAAGAACUUUUCGCUCGCCCUGGGCAUCAAGCACUCGACACUCACUAAUGGCUUGAAGUACUCUCUCGCGACGGGUAACUGGGGUGACCAAAAGAAGGCGGCGAGCUCGACCGCAGGUGUGUCGCAGGUGUUGAACCGCUACACUUUUGCCUCGACACUGUCCCAUUUGCGGCGCACCAACACGCCUAUUGGGCGCGACGGCAAGCUUGCAAAGCCCCGCCAGCUUCACAACACCCAUUGGGGUUUGGUGUGCCCGGCUGAGACACCCGAAGGCCAGGCUUGCGGUCUCGUCAAGAACUUGUCACUGAUGUGCUACGUCAGUGUGGGCACGCCCGCGGAUCCCAUCGUGGAGUUUAUGAUUGCCCGAGGCAUGGAAGUGCUCGAGGAGUAUGAGCCACUCCGGUACCCGAACGCCACCAAGGUGUUUGUCAACGGUACUUGGGUAGGUGUUCAUCAGGAUCCAAAGCACCUCGUCACACUGGUCCAGGGGCUGCGGAGAAAGAACGUCAUCUCGUUCGAGGUUUCGCUCGUCCGGGACAUUCGUGAUCGCGAGUUCAAGAUCUUCUCAGACGCGGGUCGCGUCAUGAGGCCGCUAUACACGGUGGAGCAAGAGCACAACGGCGACAACGGCGUCGAGACGGGCGCGCUGAUCCUCAACAAGGAGCACAUUGCGCGACUGAAGUUGGACACAGAGAUGGGCAGAUACCAUCCGGACUACUGGGGCUGGCAAGGCCUGUUGAAGUCGGGCGCCAUCGAGUACCUUGACGCCGAGGAGGAGGAGACGGUGAUGAUCUGCAUGACACCCCAGGAUCUCGACCAGUUCCGUGCCCGCAAGAAGGGGAGGUUCGAGCAGGACAACUCCGGGCAGGGGAAUAACAGGAUUAAGACGAAGCCGAAUCCGACGACUCACAUGUACACGCAUUGUGAGAUCCAUCCCAGCAUGCUUCUCGGCAUCUGCGCUAGCAUCAUCCCGUUCCCGGAUCACAACCAGUCACCCAGAAACACAUACCAGUCUGCCAUGGGCAAGCAAGCCAUGGGUUUCUUCCUCACCAACUACUCGCGGCGCAUGGACACGAUGGCCAACAUCCUCUACUACCCGCAGAAGCCGCUGGCCACGACGCGGUCGAUGGAGUUCCUCAAAUUCCGAGAGCUGCCGGCCGGCCAGAACGCCAUCGUUGCAAUCGCUUGCUACUCCGGUUACAACCAAGAAGACUCUGUGAUUAUGAAUCAGAGCAGCAUCGACCGCGGCAUCUUCCGCAGUCUCUUCUUCCGCUCGUACACUGACUGCGAGAAGCGAGUCGGCAUCAACAUCGUUGAGGCGUUCGAGAAGCCCAACAGGAGCGACACGCUUCGCCUGAAGCAUAGUACGUACGACAAGCUCGAUGCGGACGGCCUCGUGGCGCCUGGCAUCCGAGUCUCGGGCGAGGAUAUCAUCAUCGGGAAAACGAGCCCCAUCAACCCCGACAACGCGGAGCUCGGCCAGCGGUCCAACCAGCACGUCAAGCGCGACGCGUCUACGCCGCUUCGUAGCACGGAAAACGGCAUUAUCGACGACGUUGUCGUGACGACCAACCAGGACGGCAUGCGCUACGUCAAGGUCAGGGUCCGCACCACCAAGGUCCCGCAGAUCGGCGACAAGUUUGCGUCCCGUCACGGUCAAAAAGGAACCAUCGGUGUCACGUAUCGGCAGGAGGACAUGCCCUUCACAGCCGAGGGCAUCACUCCCGACAUUAUCAUCAACCCGCACGCCAUUCCCUCCCGUAUGACCAUUGCCCAUUUGAUCGAGUGCCUCCUAUCCAAGGUCUCGACGCUAAAGGGCAUGGAGGGCGACGCGACACCCUUCACCGACGUGACGGUCGACAGCGUGUCGGACCUCCUCCGCGAGCACGGCUACCAGUCCCGUGGCUUCGAGAUCAUGUACCACGGACACACGGGCCGCAAGCUCCGCUCGCAGGUCUUCUUCGGCCCAACCUACUACCAGCGCCUGCGCCACAUGGUCGACGACAAGAUCCACGCGCGCGCCCGCGGCCCGCUGCAGAUCAUGACCCGCCAGCCGGUCGAGGGUCGUGCGCGCGACGGCGGUCUGCGUUUCGGUGAAAUGGAACGUGAUUGCAUGAUUGCGCACGGCGCAGCCAGCUUCUUGAAGGAGCGCCUGUUUGAGGUGUCGGAUGCUUUCCGCGUGCAUAUCUGCGAGAUUUGCGGCCUGAUGACGCCGAUUGCAAACCUCACCAAACAGUCGUUCGAGUGCCGGCCGUGCAAGAACAAGACCAAGAUCGCGCAGGUGCACAUGCCGUACGCGGCCAAGCUGCUCUUCCAGGAGCUCAUGGCCAUGAACAUCGCCUCGCGCAUGUUCACCAGCCGGUCGGGCAUCUCCGUGCGUUAAGCCGAUGUGCUGUGUGGCAUCCAAGGAUGCGCUACAGGAGAAAAAAAGGAAGUAAAAAAUUGCAUGCAUUCGAGGGUCGUUUGGCGUUUCGCUUUUCGCGGUUUACCCCCCCACCCCCGCUUCUUUUUUGCUGGGGAGGAAUCGGCCGUGAUAUUUCAUCGGCUUUUGGUUUACGAUUUGUAUGAAGAUCUCGGGGAUGUGGAUUCGCCGCAGCCGUGUGUUGGAGCCUCGCCCCGUUGAUCCUAACUAAGGCUUUACGGUAGGGUCGUUCCAUCACAGUUAGGCUGCGCGUGAUUUUGGUAAUUUUGACAGCGGGGGUCGCGAUGUUGUGUUGUGAUAUACCAUAUAGUACCGAGUUUGGUGGAAUGCAACCGACUUGAAGAUUAGUUAU
Chaetomium fimeti is the source of this 4653-nucleotide messenger RNA. RefSeq names its product DNA-directed RNA polymerase II subunit RPB2. Gene Ontology annotation, cellular component: RNA polymerase II, core complex. The record is from RefSeq and is a predicted model, not a curated record. The transcript is spliced from 2 exons. Gene Ontology annotation, biological process: DNA-templated transcription. NCBI's taxonomy places the organism in Eukaryota, Fungi, Ascomycota, Sordariomycetes, Sordariales, Chaetomiaceae. Bases 423 to 4262 code for a protein of 1279 amino acids. Gene Ontology annotation, molecular function: DNA binding; ribonucleoside binding.